Molecule: messenger RNA, 14308 nt
Organism: Tupaia belangeri chinensis (Chinese tree shrew)
Lineage: Eukaryota; Metazoa; Chordata; Mammalia; Scandentia; Tupaiidae
Gene: DNAH10
Product: dynein axonemal heavy chain 10
Exons: 79
Coding region: 9-13778 (4589 amino acids)
Biological process (GO): microtubule-based movement
Cellular component (GO): dynein complex
Molecular function (GO): dynein light intermediate chain binding; ATP binding; ATP hydrolysis activity
Source: RefSeq, a predicted model, not a curated record
UCCGCGCCAUGGACGACCUGCGGGUGCUGUGGAUGCGCGACCGCGUGUACGCCGCCUUCGGCCUCACCGACCCCCAGCUCUUCGAGGAGCUCUUGAGCCGCGACGACGGCGAGGCCGAGGACCACAUCCUGCACUUCCUCAACCAGACCACCGAGGAGGAGGGCGCCUCCACGCUCUUCUUCUACCGCACCGUGGUGCCCGAGGAGGUGGAACUGGAGAUCGAUGGUGAGACAGCUGUUCUGUCCGAAGAGGACGACGAAGACGAAGACACUGAUUCUCAAAACGUGGAAUCCGUGCCGAAAGUACCAGCUAAGAAUUUGCAGCUGGGAAGCAAUUCCAUAGCUCAGUCUUUGACCAGCAUAGAGAAUGAAGACGGGGCCAGUGACAUUUUGGAAAAGCCCUCCAAGAAAUCCAUGAAGUACAUUGUGGAGAAGAUGUACCUCCACGUGCUCUGCACCCCGGUUCCUGAGGAGUUUCUGGACCAGAAUGUGGUGUUUUUUCUCAGAAAUACGAAAGAGACGAUCUCUGAAGCCAGCUACAUGAAGGAGGCUGUGGAGACUAUGCCGGAGACGCUGGAGUAUGGAAUCAUACACAGUCGCGUGCUGCAUGUCCUGAAGGACAUCGUAUGCCAGGUUUUCCUGCCAGCAUUGUCCUUCAAUCAGCACAAGAUGGACGCGGCCGCAGGCCUGGUGUCUGGCGACGCCUCUGCUUCUGAGUAUGACAUGGCGGUCCCUAGCAUGCCUGGGGAAUCGGUAGAAUUUCACAGCAUUCAAUUAAUACGGGAUGAAUUUUUAAUGAACAUUCAGAAAUUUGCAAGUAGUAUUCAAAGAACAAUGCAGCAACUUGAAGGCGAGAUCAAGCUGGAGAUGCCAAGCAUCAGUCUGGAGGGCGAGGUGUCUGAUCUGGCCACUCAGCCGGAGACCGUGGAGGCGCUGGAGCAGUGUGUGAUAAACUGGCUCAGUCAGAUUUCGUCAGCCGUGGAGGGCCAGCUGAAGAAGACACCUCAGGGCAAUGGCCCUCUGGCCGAAAUCGAAUUCUGGAGGGAAAGAAAUGCCACCUUGAGUGCACUCCACGAGCAAAUGAAACUCCCGGUGGUCAGAAAGGUCCUGGAGGUGAUCAAGGAGGCGGAGUCCAUGCUGGUGGCCAACCUGCAGCCCGUGUUCCUGGAGCUGUUCAAGCUGCACAUGGAGGCCUCGGACAAUGUGCGCUUCCUGUCCACGGUAGAGCGGCACUUCAAGAACAUAACACACGGCGCCAGCUUCCACGUGGUCCUGGACACCAUCCCCUCCAUGAUGAGCGCGCUGCGGAUGGUGUGGAUCAUCUCGCGGCACUACAACAAAGACGAGAGGAUGAUCCCGCUCAUGGAGCGCAUCGCCUGGGAGAUCGCCGAGCGGGUCUGCAGGGUGGUCAACCUGCGCACGCUGUUCAAAGAAAACCGAGUGAGUGCACAGCACAAAACCCUGGAGGCCAAGAACACGCUCAAGAUGUGGAAAAAGGCCUAUUUUGACAUCCGGGCCAAGAUCGAGGCCUCGGGCAGGGAAGCUCGCUGGGAGUUUGACCGGAAACGGCUGUUCGAGAGGACGGAUUACAUGGCCACCAUCUGCCAGGACCUAUACGACAUUCUGCAGGUCAUGGAGGAGUUUUACAACAUAUUUGGCCCGGAACUAAAGGCCGUGACGGGGGAUCCCAAGCGCAUUGAUGAUGUCCUGUGUAGGGUGGAUGGCCUGGUCACCCCCAUGGAGAGCCUGACCUUCGACCCCUUUAGCAUCAAGUCCUCCCAGUACUGGAAAUACGUGAUGGAUGACUUCAAGAUCGAAGUUCUGGUCAUUGAGAAAGAAGCAAAAAAUUUUAUUGAUGAAUCUUUUAAGAAGCUUCGAUCAGCUGAAGCAGCCUUUGACAUGCUUUUAAAAUUUAAGCACAUUCGUUCACGGGAGGCUAUUAAUCGACAAAUGAUGAUGAAAUUUAACGACAUCCUGGCCCAGUAUUGCAAAGAGAUUGACAUAGUGAAUAAAAUCUUUGUCCAGAACCUCGAAAACCCGCCGCUGUACAAGAAUCACCCCCCGGUGGCGGGCGCCAUCUACUGGGAACGGUCUCUGUUCCAUCGCAUCAAGCACACCAUCCUCAGGUUUCAGGAAGUGGAGGAGAUACUGAACAGCGAGCGAGGGCAGGAGGUGAAGCAGAAAUACCUGGAAGUGGCCAAGACCAUGAAGGAGUACGAGGACAAGAAGUACGAGCAGUGGAAGGAGACGACGGAGCAGGUCCUCCCGAGCCUCAUGAAGAAGAGCCUGCUCACUAAGUCUUCGACCAGUGCUGAGGAGGCCACCUCCUUGGAGAAGGGCAGUGUCUUUACAAUCAACUUCUCCCCUGCUCUCAGAGAGAUUAUUAACGAGACCAAGUACUUGGAACAGCUGGGGUUCACUGUCCCCGAAUUAGCAAGAAACGUUGCUCUCCAGGAGGACAAAUUCCUCAGGUACACGGAUGGGAUCCAGCGGAUGUUGGAUCAUUACCACAUGCUCGUCGGGACACUGAACGAGGCGGAGACGGUCCUUCUGGACGACCACGCGCAGGAGUUAGUCAGAGUGUUUAGGUCUGGGUAUAAGCGGCUGAACUGGAACUCACUAGGUAUUGCUGACUACAUCACUCGGUGCAAACAGGCCAUCGGGAAGUUCGAGUCCCUGGUCCACCAGAUUCACAAAAAUGCAGAUGACAUUUCUUCCAGGCUUACAUUAAUAGAGGCUGUAAAUCUCUUUAAAUACCCAGCGCCCAAAAGUGACGAAGAGCUCCCAGGCGUGAAGGAAUUCUUCGAGCACAUUGAGCGAGAGCGGGCCAAGGACGUGGACCACAUGGUCCGGUGGUAUCUCGCCAUCGGGCCUCUGCUGACCAAGGUGGAGGGUCUGGUCAUCCACACCAACACGGGCAGGGCCCCCAAGCUGGCCUCCUACUACGAGUACUGGGAGAACAGGAUCUACGAGGUCCUGACGAAGCUCAUCCUGAAGAAUUUGCACUCGUUCAAUUCUUUAAUCCUUGGAAACGUCCCAUUGUUCCAAACGGAGACCAUUCUGACCGCCCCCGAGAUCAUCCUUCAUCCCAACGCAAACGAGAUCGACAAGAUGUGCGUCCACUCCGUCCGCAACUGCGUGGAGAUCACCAAGCACUUUGUCCGCUGGAUGAACGGCAGCUGCAUCGAGUGCCCUCCUCAGAAGGGCGAGGAGGAGGAAGUCGUUAUAAUAAGCUUUUACAACGACAUCUCCCUGAACCCCCAGAUAAUCGAACAAGCUGUCAUGGUCCCCCAAAACGUCCACAGGAUUCUGGUCAAUCUUAUGAAGUACCUGCAGAAGUGGAAGCGCUACCGACCGCUCUGGAAGCUGGACAAGGCCAUCGUGAUGGAGAAGUUUGCGGCCAGGAAGCCCCCGUGCGUGGCCUACGAUGAGAAGCUGCAGUUCUAUGCCAAGGUGGCCGCCGAGGUGAUGCGCCACCCUCUGGUCAAGGACGACCACUGCAUCAGGCUUCAGCUCGGACCUCUGGCAAGCACGGUGCAGGAAAAUGCCAAGUCCUGGGUGAUCUCGCUGGGCAAGCUCCUCAACGAGUCGGCGAGGGAGGAGCUGCAUAGUCUCCACGAAGAGAUGGAGCUCCUGUCCAAAAGCCUCAAGAAGAGCCCCAACACCCUCGAAGACCUCAAGUCUGUGCUCGCGACCAUUGCGGAAAUUAGAAGCAAAUCUUUGGUCAUGGAGCUGAGGUACAGGGAUGUGCAGGAGCGGUACCGCACCAUGGCCAUGUAUGACAUCCACCCACCUGAGGCAGAGCGGGAACUGGUCGAGCAGAUCGAGGACAUGUGGCUGGCCCUGUCCAACGACUCCGUGAACGCGGAGCACGCCCUGGGGGGCAUCAAGAGGACGUUCACAGAGAUCACUCGAGGCGAGAUAACGAACUACAGACAUCAGGUAGAGGAAUUCGCAACACGGUUUUAUAACGAAGGCCCAGGUUCUGUUGGUGACGAUCUCGAUAAAGGAGUAGAGCUCCUAGGCACUUUUGAAAGAGAGCUGGCGAAACACGAGAAGAACCGGCAGGAGUUGGCCAACGCCGAGAAGCUCUUCGACCUCCCGAUCACGAUGUACCCGGAGCUGCUCAAGGUGCAGAAGGAGAUGAACGGGCUGAGGAUGAUCUAUGAGCUCUACGAGGGGCUGAAGGCCGCCAAAGAAGAAUGGUCUCAGACCCUCUGGGUCAACCUGAAUGUCCAGUUCCUCCAAGAAGGCAUCGAGGGUUUCCUCAAGUCACUCAGGAAGCUGCCCCGGCCAGUCCGGGGCUUAUCGGUGGCGUACUAUUUGGAAUCGAGGAUGAAGGCAUUCAAAGACUCGAUUCCUUUACUUCUUGACUUGAAACACGAAGCCCUGAGAGACAGGCAUUGGAAAGAGCUGAUGGAAAAAACGUCCGUCUUUUUCGAAAUGACCGAAACAUUCACCUUGGAGAACAUGUUCGCCAUGGAGCUUCACAAGCACAAGGACGUCCUCAACGAGAUCGUCACGGCGGCCGUCAAGGAGGUCGCCAUCGAGAAGGCUGUGAAGGAGAUUCUGGACACCUGGGAAACUAUGAAAUUCACGGUGGUCAAGUAUUACAAAGGCACACAGGAGCGCGGCUCCAUCCUGGGGUCUGUGGACGAAAUCAUUCAGUGUCUCGAUGACAACACUUUCAACCUGCAAAGCAUCUCGGGAAGCAGAUUUGUGGGGCCUUUUCUGCAGACUGUUCACAAGUGGGAAAAAACAUUGUCUCUGAUCGGGGAAGUUAUUGAGAUUUGGAUGUUGGUUCAGAGAAAAUGGAUGUAUCUCGAAAGCAUUUUUAUUGGUGGAGAUAUAAGAUCACAACUUCCAGACGAGGCGAAAAAGUUCGACAACAUUGAUAGAGUGUUUAAGCGGAUCAUGAGUGAGACCUUAAAAGACCCCGUGAUCAAGAAAUGCUGCGAGGCCCCGAACCGCCUGAGCGACCUGCAGAACAUCAGCGAGGGCCUGGAGAAGUGCCAGAAGAGCCUCAAUGACUACCUGGACUCCAAGAGGAACGCCUUCCCCAGGUUCUUCUUCAUCUCGGACGACGAGCUGCUCAGCAUCCUGGGCAACAGCGACCCGCUGUGCGUGCAGGAGCACAUGAUCAAGAUGUAUGACAACAUAGCAAUGCUGAGGUUUCAUGACGGGGACAGCGGAGAGAAGCUGGUGUCUGCCAUGAUUUCGGCCGAAGGCGAAGUCAUGGAGUUCCGGAAGAUCGUUCGGGCAGAAGGCCGCGUGGAGGACUGGAUGACGGCCGUCCUGCAGGAGAUGCGAAGGACGAACAGACUGAUCACCAAAGAGGCCAUUUUCAGAUACUGCGAGAACGAAAGCCGAGUCGACUGGAUGCUCCGGUACCAAGGCAUGGUGGUGCUGGCCGCCUGCCAGGUGUGGUGGACGUGGGAGGUGGAGGACGUCUUCCGCAAAGUGCAGGGCGGGGAGAAGCAGGCCAUGAAGAACCACGGCCGGAAGAUGCACCGGCAGAUCGACGAGCUGGUCACCCGCAUCACCAUGCCCCUGAGCAAGAACGACCGGAAGAAGUACAACACGGUCCUCAUCAUCGACGUGCACGCCCGCGACAUCGUUGACUCAUUCAUAAGAAGCAGCAUCCUCGAGGCCCGGGAGUUCGAGUGGGAGAGCCAGCUGCGCUUUUACUGGGACCGGGAACCCGACCAGCUUAGCAUCCGCCAGUGCACAGGGACCUUCAGCUACGGCUACGAGUACAUGGGCCUGAACGGGAGGCUGGUCAUCACACCGCUCACGGACCGCAUCUAUCUGACACUCACGCAGGCGCUGUCCAUGUAUCUGGGUGGGGCCCCUGCCGGCCCGGCAGGAACCGGCAAAACGGAGACCACCAAGGACCUGGCAAAGGCCCUGGGCCUGCUGUGCGUCGUGACCAACUGCGGCGAGGGCAUGGAUUACAAAGCUGUCGGGAAGAUUUUCUCUGGCCUUGCGCAGUGCGGGGCCUGGGGCUGCUUCGAUGAGUUCAAUCGGAUCGACGCAUCCGUGCUAUCGGUGAUCUCGUCUCAGAUCCAGACGAUCCGGAACGCGCUGAUCCACCAGCUGACCACAUUCCAGUUCGAGGGGCACGAGAUCUCCCUGGACUCGCGCAUGGGCAUCUUCAUCACUAUGAACCCCGGCUACGCCGGCCGCACGGAGCUGCCUGAGUCGGUGAAAGCCCUGUUCCGGCCCGUGGUGGUGAUCGUGCCUGACCUGCAGCAGAUCUGCGAGAUCAUGCUCUUCUCCGAGGGCUUCCUGUGGGCCAAGACUCUGGCGAAAAAGAUGACCGUCCUGUAUAAGCUGGCCCGGGAGCAACUCUCCAAGCAGUACCACUAUGACUUUGGGCUCCGAGCCCUGAAGUCGGUGCUGGUCAUGGCUGGUGAGCUGAAGAGGGGCUCCUCUGAGCUCAGGGAGGAUGUGGUGCUGAUGCGGGCCCUGCGGGACAUGAACCUGCCCAAGUUUGUGUUCGAAGACGUCCCUCUUUUCCUGGGUUUGAUUUCCGACCUGUUUCCUGGGUUGGACUGCCCUCGCGUCCGCUACCCUGACUUCAACGGCGCAGUGGAGCAGGUGCUGGAGGAAAGUGGCUAUGUCGUCCUACCUGUUCAGGUGGAUAAAGUGGUUCAAAUGUUUGAGACCAUGCUAACCCGCCACACGACAAUGGUGGUGGGGCCCACAGGAGGUGGCAAGUCAGUGGUCAUUAAUGCUCUGUGUCAGGCCCAGACCAAGCUUGGGCUGGUGACAAAGUUAUAUAUCCUGAACCCCAAGGCUGUGAGUGUCAUAGAACUGUAUGGCAUCCUGGACCCUGUCACCCGAGACUGGACAGAUGGAGUAUUGUCAAACAUCUUCAGGGAAAUCAACAAGCCGACGGAUAAGAAGGAGCGGAAGUAUAUUUUGUUUGAUGGUGACGUGGAUGCUCUGUGGGUAGAAAACAUGAACUCCGUGAUGGACGACAACAAGCUGUUGACUUUGGCCAACGGGGAGCGCAUCCGCCUACAAGCACACUGUGCUCUGCUCUUUGAGGUUGGAGAUUUACAGUACGCCUCCCCUGCAACCGUGUCUCGAUGUGGAAUGGUUUAUGUGGAUCCUAAAAACUUGAAAUAUCAACCGUACUGGAAAAAAUGGGUUAAUAAAAUACAAAACAAGGUGGAGCAAAGCACUUUAGAUAGUCUCUUUGAUAAAUACGUGCCGUACCUCAUCGACGUGAUCGUGGAAGGAAUAGUGGAUGGAAGGCAGGGAGAGAAGCUGAAGACGAUCGUUCCUCAGACGGACCUGAAUAUGGUCACCCAGUUAACCAAGAUGCUGGAUGCUCUACUCGAAGGAGAGCUGGAGGACGGCGAUCUGCUGGAGUCCUUCUUCCUGGAGGCGCUCUACUGCUCUCUGGGCGCCUCCCUGCUGGCCGACGCCAGGGUCCAGUUCGACGAGUGUGUCAAGCGCAUCGCCUCCUUGUCUACAGUUGAUACAGAGGAGGUUUGGGCCGGCCCUGGGGAAUUGCCAGGUCAGCUCCCCACCUUGUACGACUUCCACUUUGACACCACACGGUAUCAGUGGAUCCCAUGGAGUGAGUUAGUGCCAGAGUACAUUCACUCCCAGGAGAGGAGAUUCAUCGACAUCCUGGUUCAUACGGUGGAUACGACUCGCACCACCUGGAUGUUGGAACAAAUGGUUAAAAUUAAGCAGCCUGUUCUUUUGGUUGGUGAAUCUGGCACUUCGAAGACAGCCACGACCCAGAACUUCCUCAGAAAUCUGAAUGAAGAGACUAAUAUGGUGCUAAUGGUCAACUUCUCCUCCCGCACCACAUCCAUGGAUAUCCAAAGAAAUUUAGAAGCAAAUGUGGAAAAGCGAACUAAAGACACUUAUGGCCCUCCCAUGGGAAAACGCCUUCUGGUGUUCAUGGACGACAUGAACAUGCCAAAGGUAGAUGAAUACGGCACGCAGCAGCCAAUCGCCUUGCUGAAGCUGCUGUUGGAGAAAGGCUACUUAUACGACCGCGGGAAGGAGCUGAACUGUAAAAGCAUCCGAGACCUGGGCUUCAUCGCUGCGAUGGGGAAGGCCGGUGGAGGCCGCAAUGAAGUUGACCCGAGAUUUAUUUCGUUAUUCAACGUCUUCAAUGUACCCUUUCCUUCAGAGGAAUCUUUGCAUUUAAUUUAUUACUCCAUCCUGAAAGGCCAUACCUCGACAUUCCACGAGAGCAUCAUGGCCGUGAGUGACAAGCUGACGUCCUGCACUCUGGCGCUUUACAAAAUCAUCGUUCAGGACCUGCCCCCGACCCCCUCCAAGUUCCAUUACAUCUUUAACCUUCGCGAUCUCUCUCGGGUUUAUAACGGCCUCCUCCUCACUAACCGGGAUCGGUUCCAGACCGUGGCCCAGAUGGUGAGAGUCUGGAGGAACGAGUGUCUGAGAGUCUUCCACGACCGGCUGACCAACGAGACCGACAAGCUGCUGGUGCAAGGGCACAUCGGGAGUUUGGUCGUGGAGCACUUUAAGGAUGACGUGGAGACAGUGAUGAGGGACCCCAUACUCUUCGGCGACUUCCGGACGGCCCUGCAGGAAGGGGAAGCGCGCGUGUACGAAGACAUCCAGGACUACGAGGCGGCCAAGGCUCUGUUCCAGGAAAUUCUUGAGGAGUAUAAUGAAAGCUAUGCCAGAAUGAACUUGGUUCUCUUUGACGAUGCCCUGGAGCAUUUGACCCGCGUGCACCGCAUCAUUCGGAUGGACCGUGGCCACGCCCUGCUGGUCGGCGUCGGGGGCUCCGGGAAGCAGUCUCUGGCGAGGCUGGCCGCCUUCACGGCCGACUGUGAGGUGUUCGAGAUCCUGCUGAGCCGAGGCUACUCUGAGAACAACUUCCGGGACGACCUGAAGAGCCUCUACCUGAAGCUGGGGAUCGAGAACAAAACGAUGAUCUUCCUGUUCACGGACGCGCACGUGGCCGAGGAGGGCUUCCUGGAGCUCAUCAACAACAUGCUGACCUCAGGAAUCGUGCCUGCGCUUUUCCCCGAAGAGGAGAAGGAGUCUAUUCUCAGUCAGAUUGGACAGGAAGCCCUGAAGCAUGGCAUGGGGCCAGCCAAGGAGUCUGUGUGGCAGUUCUUCGUGAACAAAAGUGCUAACAACCUGCACAUCGUCCUGGGCAUGUCGCCCGUGGGGGACACCCUGAGGACCCGGUGCAGGAACUUCCCAGGUCUGGUGAAUAAUACUGGAAUCGACUGGUUCAUGCCCUGGCCUUCCCAAGCCCUGCACGCGGUCGCUAAGUCAUUUUUAGGAGAUAACCCGAUGAUCCCGGCAGAGAGUAUGGAAGGCCUCGUGGAACACGUCGUCUUGGUCCACCAGUCUGUGGGCGAGUUCAGCAAGCAGUUCCUGCAGAAGCUGAGACGCAGCAACUACGUAACUCCCAAGAACUACCUGGACUUUAUUCACACAUACUCAAAACUGCUGGACGAGAAGACUCAGUACAACAUAGCGCAGUGCAAGCGUCUGGAGGGGGGGCUGGACAAGCUGAAGGAGGCCACCAUCCAGCUGGAUGAGCUGAACCAGAAGCUGGCCGAGCAGAAGAUCGUGCUGGCCGAGAAGUCCGCUGCCUGUGAGGCCCUGCUGGAGGAGAUCGUUGCCAACACAGCCAUCGCGGAGGAGAAGAAGAAGCUGGCGGAGGAGAAGGCCGCGGAGAUAGAGGAGCAGAACAAGGUCAUCGCGGUGGAGAAGGCCGAGGCCGAGACGGCCCUGGCCGAGGUCAUGCCCAUCCUGGAGGCUGCAAAGCUGGAGCUGCAGAAGCUGGACAAGUCGGAUGUGACCGAGAUCAGGUCGUUCGCGAAGCCCCCGAAGCAGGUGCAGACGGUCUGCGAGUGCAUCCUGAUCAUGAAGGGCUACCGGGAGCUCAACUGGAAGACCGCCAAGGGCAUGAUGUCCGACCCCAACUUCCUCCGCUCUCUGAUGGAGCUCGACUUCGACGCCAUUUCCCAGAGCCAGGUUAAAAACAUCAGAGGGCUCUUGAAGACUCUCAACACCACGACCGAAGAGAUGGAAGCCGUGAGCAAAGCCGGGCUGGGGAUGCUGAAGUUCGUGGAAGCCGUAAUGGGCUACUGCGAUGUGUUCCGUGAGAUCAAGCCCAAGAGGGACAAGGUGGCCAGGCUGGAGCGGAAUUUCUACCUAACUAAACGGGAACUAGAAAGGAUCCAGAGCGAGUUGGCAGCGAUCCAGAGAGAGCUGGAAGCCUUGGGCGCCAAAUACGAGGCCGCCAUACUGGAAAAGCAAAAGCUGCAGGAGGAAGCCGAGAUCAUGGAGCGGCGGCUGAUCGCGGCCGACAAGCUCAUCUCGGGUCUCGGCUCCGAGAACGUCAGGUGGCUGAACGACUUGGACGAGCUGAUGCACCGGCGUGUGAAGCUGCUGGGGGACUGCCUGCUGUGUGCAGCCUUCCUGAGCUACGAGGGCGCGUUCACCUGGGAGUUCCGCGACGAGAUGGUCCACCAAGUUUGGCAGAGUGACCUCCUGCAGCGGGAGAUCCCCCUGAGCCAGCCGUUCCGCCUGGAAGGCCUGCUCACGGAUGACGUCGAGAUCAGCAGGUGGGGCUCCCAGGGCCUGCCUCCCGACGAGCUUUCCGUGCAGAAUGGCAUCCUGACCACCCGGGCCAGCCGCUUCCCCCUCUGCAUCGACCCCCAGCAGCAGGCCCUCAACUGGAUCAAGAGGAAGGAGGAGAAAAACAACCUGCGGGUGGCCUCCUUCAACGACCCGGACUUCCUCAAGCAGCUGGAGAUGGCCAUAAAGUACGGGACCCCGUUCCUGUUCCACGACGUGGACGAGUACAUCGACCCCGUGAUCGACAACGUGCUGGAGAAGAACGUCAGGGUCUCCCAGGGACGGCAGUUCAUCAUCCUGGGUGACAAGGAGGUGGACUACGACUCCGGCUUCAGGCUGUACCUCAACACCAAGCUGGCCAACCCCAGCUACUCCCCGUCGGUGUUCGGGAAGGCCAUGGUGAUCAACUACACGGUCACCCUGAAGGGCCUGGAGGACCAGCUGCUGAGCGUGCUGGUGGCCUACGAGCGGCGGGAGCUGGAGGAGCAGCGAGAGCACCUCAUCCAGGAGACCAGCGAGAACAAGAACCUGCUCAAGGACCUGGAGGACUCGCUGCUGCGGGAGCUGGCCACCUCCACCGGGAACAUGCUGGACAACGUGGAGCUUGUGCACACGCUGGAGGAGACCAAGUCCAAGGCCACCGAGGUGUCGGAGAAGCUCAAGCUGGCGGAGAAGACAGCCCUGGACAUCGACAGACUGCGGGACGGCUACCGGCCGGCGGCCAGGAGGGGGGCCAUCCUGUUCUUCGUGCUGUCCGAGAUGUCCCUGGUGAACUCCAUGUACCAGUACUCCCUGAGCGCCUUCCUGGAGGUCUUCGGGCUGUCGCUCAAGAAGUCGCUGCCCGACUCCAUCCUCAUGAAGCGCCUGCGGAACAUCAUGGACACGCUGACCUUCAACAUCUACAACUACGGGUGCACAGGGCUGUUCGAGAGGCACAAGCUGCUCUUCUCCUUUAACAUGACCAUCAAGAUAGAGCAAGCAGAAGGGAGGAGCCCUCAGGAGGAGCUGGACUUCUUCUUAAAAGGAAACAUUUCCCUGGAGAAGAGCAAGCGGAAGAAGCCCUGCACGUGGCUGCCUGACCAGGGCUGGGAGGACAUCAUCCUUUUGUCAGAGUUGUUUCCAGACAAGUUCCAGCACCUUCCUGAUGAUGUGGAGGCCCACCAUGCUCUCUGGCAGGAGUGGUAUGACCUGGACUCCCUCGAGCAGUUCCCAUUCCCCUUGGGCUACGAUGGCAACAUCACCCCUUUCCAGAAGCUGCUCAUGCUGCGCUGUUUCCGUGUGGACCGGGUGUAUCGUGCGGUGACUGACUACGUCACGGUGACAAUGGGAGAGAAGUACGUGCAGCCCCCGAUGAUCAGCUUCGAAGCCAUCUUCGAGCAGAGCACCCCCAACUCGCCCAUCGUGUUCAUCCUCAGCCCCGGCUCCGACCCUGCCAGCGACCUGAUGAAGCUGGCCGACCGCAGCGGCUUUGGGGGAAAUCGCCUCAAGUUCCUUGCGAUGGGGCAAGGCCAAGAGAAGUUGGCGCUGCAGCUGCUGGAGACGGCGGUGGCCCGCGGGCAAUGGCUGAUGCUACAGAACUGCCACCUCCUGGUCAGGUGGCUGCGGGAUCUGGAGAAGGCGCUGGAGAGGAUCACCAAGCCCCACCCCGACUUCCGCCUGUGGCUCACCACGGACCCCACCAAGGGCUUCCCCAUCGGGAUUCUGCAGAAGUCCUUAAAGGUGGUCACCGAGCCGCCCAACGGACUGAAGCUGAACCUGAGGGCUACAUACUUCAAGAUCUCGCACGACAUGCUAGAGCAGUGCCCACACCCUGCCUUCAAGGCCCUGGUCUACGUGCUGGCCUUCUUCCACGCCGUGGUGCAGGAGAGGAGGAAGUUUGGGAAGAUCGGCUGGAACGUGUACUACGACUUCAACGAGUCCGACUUCCAGGUCUGCAUGGAAAUUCUGAACACGUACUUGACGAAAGCCUUCCAGCAACACGACCCUCGGAUCCCCUGGGGCAGCCUCAAGUACCUCAUCGGAGAGGUCAUGUAUGGAGGACGGGCCAUCGACAGCUUCGACCGUCGCAUCCUGACCAUCUACAUGGAUGAGUACCUGGGAGACUUCAUUUUUGAUACUUUCCAGCCGUUCCACUUCUUCCAGAAUAAGGAAGUGGACUAUAACAUCCCCGCUGGUAACGAAAAGGAGAAGUUCGUUGAAGCCAUUGAAGCCCUCCCGCUCGCCAACACACCCGAAGUGUUCGGCCUUCACUCCAACGCGGAGAUUGGGUAUUACACACAGGCGGCUCGAGACAUGUGGUCCCACCUGCUGGAGCUGCAGCCGCAGACGGGGGAGUCCAGCAGCGGCAUCAGCCGUGACGAUUACAUCGGCCAAGUGGCCAAGGACAUAGAGAACAAGAUGCCCAAGGUCUUCGAGCUGGACCAGGUCCGGAAGCACCUGGGCAUCGGGAUCUCGCCCACAUCGGUGGUGCUCUUGCAGGAGCUGGAGCGCUUCAACAAGCUGGUGGUCCGGAUGAGCAGGUCUCUGGCCGAGCUGCAGAGGGCCUUGGCCGGGGAGGUGGGAAUGAGCAGCGAGCUGGACGAUGUCGCCAGGUCCCUCUUCAUCGGGAACAUCCCUGAUAUCUGGAGGAAGCUCGCCCCUGACACCUUGAAGUCCCUUGGAAAUUGGAUGGUCCACUUCCAGCGGCGGUUCAGCUGGAAGCCACCCUCGGUCACCGAGAGUGAGCCCAGCGUGGUGUGGCUCUCGGGCCUGCACAUCCCAGAGUCCUACCUCACGGCCCUGGUGCAGGCCACCUGCCGGAGGAACGGCUGGCCGCUGGAUCGCUCCACCUUGUUCACGCAGGUGACUAAGUUCCAAGAUGCAGAGGAAGUGAACGAGCGGGCAGGACAAGGCUGCUUCGUGUCGGGGCUGUACCUUGAAGGUGCUGACUGGGAUGUGGACAGAGGAUGUCUCGUCAAGAGCAAACCCAAGGUGCUGGUUGUGGACCUGCCGAUUCUGAAGAUCAUCCCCAUCGAAGCCCACCGCCUCAAGCUGCAGAACACCUUCCGGACUCCCGUCUACACCACCUCCAUGAGGAGAAACGCCAUGGGGGUCGGCUUGGUCUUCGAAGCUGACCUCUUCACGACGAGGCACGUUUCUCACUGGGUGCUACAAGGGGUGUGCCUCACCCUGAACUCAGACUAGCCGUGGGAGGACACCCGAGCCCGAGUGAGCGGGCCGUGCAGGGUGGAAGAGGAGGCGCCUGCUCACCAGGGGACUUCCCUUGCAUUGGAAGUCGGCCAUUUUCAUUUUUCCGUACGAACUAGCCAGAAGGGUUUUGUUUUCAAACUACUUUUUCAAGCAUUCUGUGUGUUCAAAAAGUAAACGCUAGAGAGCCUCUGGAGAGGGGCUGCUGUCCUUGUCCUCGGCAGAGGGGACUCCUGGGAGCGGAGAGCGGGGGGCCUGGGCCAGGCGAGAACCUGCUGCGGUCUCCAGGGUGUCUGCGGUCUGUUUGGGCAGCCUGCUCCAAAGGCAGCCGGGUGGGGUCGUAGAGCACCCCGUCCCGGGGUGACACCCAGCACUGGCCCUCUGGAGCUCUCUGGGCCCCAGGCACCAGGAAGCUGGAACUUGGUACUUAACUCCCCAUGAGCACCCACCCCGGCCUGUAGGGCCUGCGUGGGCUCCAGGCAGACUCAGAGCCAGCAGGCCAGGAAGCCGCUGCGUCCCCUGCUCUG